CAUUCAUCAAGUUGGCAUGCUGCCACGCACGUUGAUGAUCGUGCCGCGCCGUCUGGCUGCUUCAUGGCGGCGUCGGACCCUAGUUCACAGGUUUCCCUCCAUCCAAGCAUUGCCGACAAUGAAUGUUCCAUCCGUGUGCUAUACCUCGUCGAAUUCAAACGCACACCAGUCUCCUGCACGGACAGCCGAGGCCGCCAACACCAUGUCCAUCGCCACGUCGCACGACCAGCAAUACCUGUCGUUCUACAAGUACACGAUCGUGGAUCCAAUGGACUUGCCGCGUCUGCGCAAGUCCAUGCUCCAGGAAUGGCGCGCUAUGGGCGUCCUUGGUCGAGUGUACAUUGCCGAGGAAGGCAUCAACGCCCAGAUCACCGUGCCCGUGUCCCAGCACACAGCCUUUCGAGCGUACUUGCGCAAUCACCCGCACCCUGUCUUUCACGACGUGUUUUUCAAUUCGGGCGGCGAGCUCACCGACGACAACAACGACCGACAGCCGUUCCACACCCUACAUGUCCGCGUGCGGCCGCACUUGGCCAACGAUGGCUUGACUACCCCAUUGGACAUGUCUAACCGAGGCCAAGAGCUGUCUCCUAGCGAGUGGCACGACGCCUUGGACGACCCCCGACCCAAGCGCGUGCUGGACUGCCGCAACUACUACGAGCACGACAUCGGCCGCUUUGACCAUGCGGAGCGCAUCAUGGUGGAAACGUUCAAGGACACAUUCGAUACACUGGACGCGAUGCUGCACGACACCCCCAAGGACACGACGUGCAUGAUUUACUGCACCGGGGGCAUCCGGUGUGAAAAAGUCGGCGCGUACUUGACUCAAAAAGGGUACACGGACGUGAAGCGUCUCGAAGGCGGCAUUGUCCAUUACGCGCAAUACAUCAAGCAAGCCGCCACCAUCACGUCCAAAUUCAAAGGUCGCAACUUUGUGUUUGACCAACGGCUGUCCAACUCCAACACGGCCAUCACGGACGACGUCCUCGCGCACUGCUACACGUGCGGCGACCCGACCAACUCGCACACGAACUGCAGCAACACGCUGUGCCACAGUCUGAUGUUGCAAUGCCCAUCCUGCGCGACUUUGUUGGACGGGGCGUGCUCCAUUCAGUGUCAAAACAUGAAGUAUGUCAUGGACAAGCAGCCUCGGGACGUCCGCCGCAAGUUUGCCAAGCAAUACUCGUACCAGUUUCAGACCCAUUUGGUGCCCAACGGUCGCCUUCGCCGACCUGGCCCUUCCACCCCCCGUCGUCUUCACGGCCGAUCAUUUUCUACGUACGCCGUGGCGCCGUCCGACGACCUCAACGCGUUUGUGGUUGAUCAUGCAGCUAGUGGGGACAAGCAGAUGCUUGAAAAGCUGCGCGAGUUGCGAGCGGCCAUCGACAGCGACUGGCCCGUGGCGUCGACGGCGAAAAUGAUCCCUGAAGCACAAGCCGUGUACAUGCAGUUUAUGCUUCGGUCCAUUGGUGCCGCGUCGGUGCUGGAGAUCGGAUCGUUCGUCGGGUACUCGGCACUGGCGAUGGCUUUGGCCUUGCCCGACCCCCGCCAGCUGGUCACAUGUGACAUCGACCCCCUCGCGCAUGCGUGGGCUGCCAAGUACUUUGACUCAGCCAACAUUCCCAUCGACCUGCGACUCCAAGACGGGCUCCAAGCCGUGGAAUCUCUCGCCGCCGACAAAAGGCAAUUUGACUUUGUGUUUGUCGAUGGCAAUAAGGCAAGUUAUGCGACGCUGUACGACGCGAUCGUGCGCCACAAGCUGGUGGCGCCACGUGGACUGGUCGUGUUUGACAACACGUUGUUCCGAGGGCAGGUGGUGCUCCACGCCAACGGCCGCGGCCACGUCAAGGAGAAAAUCGCGGCCAAGUUGCUCGCCUUUAACCAGCAUGUGGCGCAAGACCCGCGGACGCAAAGCGUCGUGGUGCCGUUGUGGGAUGGGCUCACCAUUGCCCAGCUUGUCGAGAACUAACAGUAAAUGGCGAAAUGGAUUUCGGCACACAGGUGUUGCAAACACAGCGAUUGUAGUACCUGUUUGUUAUGGUGUACUACCGUAGUACACUCCCAAUUUACACGCGGCAGUACUACUACAUACGUAGCGGCACAACCACGUUAUGAAAAACGACCAAGUACUCUA
Messenger RNA from Aphanomyces astaci, 2134 nucleotides. RefSeq lists its product as hypothetical. Bases 17 to 1969 code for a protein of 650 amino acids. The record is from RefSeq and is a predicted model, not a curated record. The transcript is spliced from 2 exons. Gene Ontology annotation, molecular function: O-methyltransferase activity. NCBI's taxonomy places the organism in Eukaryota, Oomycota, Saprolegniomycetes, Saprolegniales, Verrucalvaceae.